AAUAAUUGGGUUGCUAAAAGGCAAAUUAUUAUUUAAAAAAAGCCGUUUAUUUCAUCACAUGUCUCAAAUAUGCUCAAUUGACUUAAUAUGCUGAAUAGGUGUUGAAUAGGUUGUUAAAAUAUCAUCCUAAUUAUUGCACACGCUUAAUAGACUAACUUCACGAAGGCGCUAAAUGAUCAAAAACCCAAAACUGAAAUACAAAAAAAUGCGGUUCGACGCCAAAAAUAUUGUCGGUCGGCUUUGGGGAAACAAAGAGCUGUUUGUUGGAGCCUUCUUGUCAUUAGUCGUAUUGAUGUGUUAACAAAUAGUGUAUUGACAACGAAGACGUGAAUACAUAUUAGCCGUUCUUACGCAAUUAAUCGUAUACAGUACUAAGUUGCAUAACCAAAACGCUUCACUGAUCCAGACAGUCAAAAACUACGACCACAUGUACUACUUGUUAAACUUUUCUUGUAUACAACCAAACGGUACCUUUUAGUGCGACGAAGUUAAAACCUACUCUGGAUUAUUGCAGUCUGAAUUAAUGCUGAAUCGCAGUUUUCUUUUCGGUGUUCGGACUGGGGUGCAUUUUGAUACAAGCAUGGGUGGUUACAAAUUGUUUGUAACGCAUGUGAUUUAUUUAUUCGUAUCAUUCUCAGGUAUUUUCGUCGAAGCUACCGAACUUUGUAGAACCAUCCACGAUACAGAAAUAUACCUAUAUUGCCAAGCUGGUUCCCGGUGCUGCGAGAAUAACACAAAAUGUUGUUCCGGCCUCUCGACGGGUGAGGUGGUGGGGAUCGUGUUCGCGGUCUUGUUGGCAAUCGCCGCCUGCUUAUUAUGUGUGAUAGUCUUCACCAAGAAGAAGAAACGCCGACCUCGACAAGACGCUCAGCAGUCUUAUAACGCUGGUUUUGAAAUAUCAACGAUCACCGGCAGUACUGUGUGCCACGAUGAUUAUUCUAGAACGAUGGAUUUAUACCCCACAAAUACCAAUGGAACCUCAGUCGCUUUGCCACAGGUCCCUCUCCAGCCGCCACCCUACAGUUCAUUACAACACCCAACAUACAGUUCAUUACAACACACACCCUACAGUUCAUUACAACACACACCCUACCGUUCAUUACAACACACACCUUACAGGUCAUUAGAGCACCCACCACACUAUACGUCUUUGACUACAAGCGAUUCCCGUGAUAUACUUUUAGAACCACCACCCGUUUACAGAGAAGAAGAAAGAAACAUUUAAAAAGUACAAUUACAGGAGGUGUUGCCACGGAUAUAAGUUUCAAGGUGCUAUAAGUUGUGAACUACUAUCUCCACUUUUACAUAAAUGUUCCAUUGGGCGUCAAAGCUUGGUUCUAUCGCGUUUCAUGUUGUGUCGCAAUUUAGCCCUACCGCGCGUCAAGUCACAGUAUGGCCCUACCGCGCGUCAUGUCACAGUAUGGCCCUACCGUGCGUCAUGUCUUCACAGCUUGACCCUACCACGCGUCAUGUCACAGUAUGGCCCUACCGUGCGUCAUUUCUUCACAGAUUGACCCUACCGCCAGUCAUGUCGUCACAGCUUGGCCAUACCGCGAUGUAUGUCGUGUCACAGUCAGGCCCUACCACGGAUCAGAUGCCAAGAUUCUUCAUUUCAUCAUGUACAUGGAUUUCAAUAUCAAUGCGAAUUAAAAGAUCUCUGGUGAAUACCGGGUCAGUGAAAUUGUACGAAAUGCUGCAUCCACAGACAGGAAGAGUUCAGAACCUUGCGUCGGUUUGCUGUUUUUGGAACGUUUUGCGGACAUUUAUUAUGCAACACUCGGUCAGUUUAUGUAGCCCAGAUACUAAAGCUUUUUUAUGUUGGCGUCCAUGAUGCGCGCUGUAAUCUGAGAUAGAGUCAAUAAUUGACCUGAAAUGUAUUCAAGUUUCCAUAAUAAUUAUUUUGUGAAACAUGUGAUUAGUUACUUGUAUUUAGUUCAAAUAGUUUGUAUUGUGCUCGAGAAAUGAUAUGAUAUACACAUGUACGUUAAAAAACGUUCGUUUGUUUGACAUUUAUGUAUAUCCUACUUGUUGUUUUGCUGGACAUUAUUGAAUCUAUAUGUUGUUAACUGUUGAUAU
This is a messenger RNA of Dreissena polymorpha, 2076 nucleotides long. RefSeq lists its product as uncharacterized. The transcript has 4 exons. NCBI's taxonomy places the organism in Eukaryota, Metazoa, Mollusca, Bivalvia, Myida, Dreissenidae. The record is from RefSeq and is a predicted model, not a curated record. The coding region runs from base 524 to 1225 and encodes 233 amino acids.